AUGCUCACAAUCGUAUUUAUGCAAAUUUGGGAUGUUUGUAAUACAUUCGGUUGUUGUCCCGUUGCAGUACCUUGCAUGCCAUACAGAUGCAAGCCAUGCAUACCAGUUCCAUGUCCACCACCUCUUCCUCCUCCAACUUGCCCCCCUCCACUUCCUCCUUGUCCUCCACCGCCAGUAUGUCCACUACCCCCACCUCCGGUAAUUUGUCCCACUUUACCUCCUCCCUGUCCCCCACCACCAAUAUGUCCACCACCUCCUCCUCCAGUGAUCUGCCCACCUUUACCUCCUCCCUGCCCUCCACCACCGAUAUGUCCACCACCUGUUGUAUGUCCACGACCAAUAAUUUGCCCACCACCACCACCGCCACCUCCACCACCUCCACCGUGUCCACCGUCACCACCACCAUGUCCACCAUCACCUCCAAUGCCUAUCUGUCCUAUUCUGGCCCCGAAACUGACACCGACAUAUACGAUACCAGUGAUUAACGACUGUUGUUGCACAUGUGUUGCGCCUUGCAUGUACUCUCAAAUGAGGAUACACGGUGCCAAGAUAUUUUCAGCUUCACUUGUUGCUGAUUUGGAAGACCACUCCAAAUGCAAUGAUCCAGUUUUGAAAUCAAUUAUGGAAGAGAAUAUGACUGAAGAUGCAACUACUAGUAAACGUUCUAUCCAACGGGCAGCUGAGGAGAAAUUAUUCAAGAAAUUCAAUGUAAUCUGUUCGGAAAGCGAUUUUUCUUAUAUUGCGUACACUGAUACUUUUUGUCAACACUCGAACGAUGACAUAACCUGUUAUGCCUUUAGCCCAUAUUCGGGAAUCUAA
Brugia malayi is the source of this 819-nucleotide messenger RNA. RefSeq lists its product as uncharacterized. The record is from RefSeq and is a predicted model, not a curated record. The coding region runs from base 1 to 819 and encodes 272 amino acids. The transcript has 3 exons. NCBI's taxonomy places the organism in Eukaryota, Metazoa, Nematoda, Chromadorea, Rhabditida, Onchocercidae.